Messenger RNA from Peromyscus leucopus (white-footed mouse), 1516 nucleotides. RefSeq names its product coxsackievirus and adenovirus receptor homolog. Bases 41 to 1501 code for a protein of 486 amino acids. The transcript has 8 exons. Lineage: Eukaryota; Metazoa; Chordata; Mammalia; Rodentia; Cricetidae. Gene Ontology annotation, biological process: homotypic cell-cell adhesion. The record is from RefSeq and is a predicted model, not a curated record. Gene Ontology annotation, molecular function: cell adhesion molecule binding. Gene Ontology annotation, cellular component: bicellular tight junction; intercalated disc; basolateral plasma membrane.
UGGAUAGGGUAAUCCUGGUGCCAGUAGAUAACCUACAUGCAUGCAAGCUGGGGACCCAGAGCGACAGCUGAGUUCCUGUCGCUGCCACCCACUGGACAGCCACCAUGGUGUUUCUGCUGGGCUUCCUGCUCCUGUGGGGAGUCGUAGGUUUCUCUCUCCAGAUAUCACAGGAAGUUUGAGCAUCACUACUCCAGAUCAGACAAUUCAGGAAGCCCAAGGGGAAACUGUCCACCUGCCCUGCAUGUUCACUCUUAACCCUGAGGACCAAGGACCACUGGACAUCGAGUGGCUUCGGCUUUCAGGACCUAAUGAGGCGAGAGACCAUGUGAUAAUUUUGUAUGCUGUAGAUAAAAUUCAUUCUGACUUCUACUACGACCUGAAAGGACGAGUACAUUUUACAACUAAUGAUAUUGUGUCUGGUGAUGCGUCCAUAAAAAUAAGAAAUGUUCGGCCUUCAGACAGUGGCACCUAUCAGUGCAAAGUGAAAAAAGCCCCUGGUGUUGCCAAGACAACCAUUCAGCUGACAGUUGUUGAGUUCAUUGGGAAUGUGAGCAUCACAACUCCAGAGCAGACAAUUCAGGAAGCCCAAGGGGAAACUGUCCAUCUGCCCUGCAUAUUCACCUUUAUCUCCAAGGACCAAGGACCACUGGACAUUGAGUGGUUUCGGCUUUCAGGACCCAGUAAUGAAGCGGUGGACCGUGUGGUUAUUUUAUAUUCUGCAGACAAAGUUUGUGAUGACUUUUAUACAGACCUGAAAGGACGAAUUCAUUUCACCAGUAAUGACAUCAGGUCUGGGGACGCAUCCAUAAAUAUAACAAACGUCCAGCUAUCGGAUGCUGGCACCUAUCAGUGCAGAGUGAAAAAACAUCCUGGCCUUGUCAACAGGAACAUUCAGCUGGCUGUCACUGGUUCUACUGAAAGUGUGAACAUCACUACUCCAGAGCAGACAGUUCAGGAAGUCCAAGGGGAAACUGUCCAUCUGCCCUGCAUGUUCACUCCUAACCCUGAGGGCCAAGGACCACUAUUCAUUGACUGGAUGCAGCUUACAGGCCCUGAAAAUGAGGUGGUGAACCGCAUGUUUAUCGUAAAUUUAGCAGACAAAAUUUACGAUGACUUCUAUCAAGAUAUGAAAGGACGCGUGAAAUUUACAAGUAAUGAUAUCAGGUCUGGUGACGCAUCUAUAAAUAUAACCAAUGUUCAGCUCUCUGAUGCUGGCACCUAUCAGUGUGGAGUGUUCUAUGGCCAUGGUGCUGUCAAGAGGACCAUUCAGCUGAUAGUUGUUGGCUCAUCAAGGGGAGCGGUGAAGAAGGGUCACACGUGGGAGUCAGUCUUCCGAACACUGCUGUCUUUCAGAGCAGGACUAUCAGCACAGAGACCAGGAAAGAGAGGGCACACUGAGCACAUGCACAGGCAGCGUCAGGGCUUGUCUCCUAUUGGCAGCAGCAUUGAGUGCACACCCUGGUCAAAGGCACUCUGGCCCGAGUGCUGCCAUUAUAAAUGAGUCCUACAGUGUGAA